Messenger RNA from Xenia sp. Carnegie-2017, 494 nucleotides. RefSeq names its product programmed cell death protein 6-like. Lineage: Eukaryota; Metazoa; Cnidaria; Anthozoa; Malacalcyonacea; Xeniidae. The transcript is spliced from 4 exons. Bases 1 to 351 code for a protein of 116 amino acids. Gene Ontology annotation, molecular function: calcium ion binding. The record is from RefSeq and is a predicted model, not a curated record.
AUGCCACCAAUCAGCAGAUCAUCUUUAUGGAACAUUUUUCAAAGGAUCGACACGGAUAGAAACGGCUCUAUCAAUGGCGAUGAACUUCAAAGCGCCUUGGCAAAUGGUACUUGGAAUCCUUUUAAUCCUGAGACCAUACGACUUAUGAUGGGGAUGUUUGAUACAGAUGGCAACGGUAUGAUUACUUUCAAUGAAUUUGCUGAUCUUUGGAAGUAUGUCCAUGACUGGCAGAAAUCAUUUCGCAGCUUUGACACCGUUAGCUCUGGAACAAUUGACAGAUAUGAGUUGAAAGCAGGUCUGGUGUAUACAUAUGUACACACACAUAUAUUUCUGCAUGUUAUGACUUGUUAAUGGUGAAUUAGAAGAGUUUAAUUUACAGAAAUAUCAGUCUAUACAUAUUAUAAAAUCGCAGUUGAGUUUUAAAACUUGUAUGAUGAUUGCGUUAAGCAAUGACAUCUUACGUUUUGAAAAGAGUUUAAAAUCUUCAUAAUUCA